CGCGGCCAAGUGCAAUUUUGGAGGGAACGUGAUAUGGUGCUGCAUGCGGCCGUCGCCCGCGCGCUCGACGCCUUCGCCACGCAGAUGCGGUGCCCGAUCUGCCUCGAGGCGCUUAGCCGGCCUUUCUCGCUGCCAUGCAACCACUUCUUCUGCGAGGCCUGCAUCCACACGGCGCUAGGCUUUGCGACCACCUGCCCUGUCUGCAAGGCCAUGGUGCGCAAGCGGACGCUGCGCCACGAUACCUCGGUGCAGCGCAUCCAAGACGCGCUGCAAAAGCUCAUGGCCAUGCGACCAGCGAUCGAAGCGCCAGUGCCGGCGGUGACAGUGCCCACGAGUAUAUGCAUCGACCUCUGCAGCGAAGAGUCGGAGUACGAGCAGUCCAACUCGGUCACACAGGCGACGCAAAUCGACGCGCCACCCCUCGUACCUGUCGUCGCGCCCGAGACAGAGGUGCAUAAUGCGAUCCUCUCGCCCGAGAGGCCGCCGCAAACUGAAGUGUUCACUGGCGGCCAAGUCGUCGAAGUCAGCGCGCGCACGUGGCCCGGCAUCAACAAGCUCGGUGGCACGGCGUGGAUCGUCCGUCGCAACGACGAUGGCACGUACAACGUCAAGUACGUCUUGGGCGGCCGCGAAGGUCGCGUCGAUCCGGUUUACAUUCGAAGUGCUGGCACAAGCAACAACGACAACAACAGCAGCGACGACGCAAGGACCUCUCCUGCGCCCUCCUCAGCACGAACGAUACCAUCUCGGAAGCGCCUGUCGCCAGCAAUCGAGAGUCCUCCGCCGGCAGCGCCCAAGAAAGCGAAAAAGGCCGUCCACAUCCGCGAAGCGCUCGUGUUUCUCUGCUCGGGCCUCAACCACGAUGAGAAGACGCUCGUCGAGUCGUGCGCGCAGCUCGUGGGCGCGACGACGGUGCACGAAUGGACCGAGUCGGUCACGCACGUGAUUGUCAAGUGCCAGCACGCAGCGCCGAUGCGCCAGAAGCUCCAGCUGUCGGAUAAAGUCAAUCGUUGGGUCAAGAUCCGGUCCAUCAAGUACCUCAAAGCCGUCGUGUCGGGUCGCUGGAUCGUCAGCGAUGCAUGGAUUCAAGGUCCCUUUUUCAUCGCCUUCUCCACUCAUGGGACUGACGUACGGUAGCGUGCGUCAAGGCAAAGGGACUCGUGAGCGAAGAGACGUACGAAGUCCAGGGGCUGCUGAAAGUGCAGCAUGUGCCCGAGAUUGCCAAGAAGGCGCGCCUCCUCCGCCAAGCCAACCUCGCGACGGCCACGGGCGUGCCGAGUGCCGUCGGGACACGCCUCUUUGCCUCGCUUGUGUGCGUCGUAUACGGCAACUUUGCCUCGCCACUCCCCCCAAAGCAUGAAAUUGGGUCCCUCGUUCGCCUCGGUGACGGUACUAUCGUUUCCAGCCUCGACGACCUUGUCAAGGCGGCGGCGCAGACCUCGAGCCGGACGUGCGUCGUGAUUGUAGAGGCCAUGGACGUUGUGCUGCCACUCCCAACAACAGCGGCCGGCCUCACCAUCUACGCGGUCGGGUACGAGUGGGUCCUCGACUCAGUGAGCGAGUGUGCGCUCAAGCCCCUCGCCCACUUGCUUCAAACCUAGCGUUCUUGUACCUACAUAUAUGGUAUCAACUUGAUAGUGUCGAAACGGUUCCUUCAGUUUGCAA
Saprolegnia diclina VS20 is the source of this 1665-nucleotide messenger RNA. RefSeq lists its product as hypothetical. The record is from RefSeq and is a predicted model, not a curated record. The transcript has 3 exons. The coding region runs from base 34 to 1137 and encodes 367 amino acids. Gene Ontology annotation, biological process: double-strand break repair via homologous recombination; negative regulation of fatty acid biosynthetic process; positive regulation of transcription by RNA polymerase II. Gene Ontology annotation, molecular function: ubiquitin-protein transferase activity. Gene Ontology annotation, cellular component: BRCA1-A complex; BRCA1-BARD1 complex; plasma membrane. NCBI's taxonomy places the organism in Eukaryota, Oomycota, Saprolegniomycetes, Saprolegniales, Saprolegniaceae.